GCGGCUUACAUUGUGUCGUGUCUGCGAAAGGCCACCUCAGCGGUUAUCGAGUUUGCGCCCAACAACCACAUCGCCCACGAGGCUACCGACAUCCAUCGAGGCCGUCUGUUCCUCUCUCCUUCAGCGCAUGAUCCUCGCAGUCAUUGCAGCCGCUGCCGUUGCCUAGAUGGAUCAGGUCCUGGGCGGCGAUCGCCUCCCGCUGGAAACAUGGUUCUGGGAGAUGCCCACCUGCACGCGGUGGUGGACGGCCGCGACGGUGCUGACGAGCGCCCUCGUCCAGUGCCACAUGGUGACUCCAUUCCAGCUAUUCUAUAGCUUCAGAGCCGUCUUCAUCAAGUCACAGUACUGGCGACUGUUGACGACGUUUCUCUACUUCGGCCCGUUCUCGCUCGACCUCCUCUUCCACAUAUACUUCCUACAACGCUACGCACGGCUGCUGGAGGAAUCGUCCGGGAGAUCGGCCGCAUACUUCUCUUGGCUUCUCGUCUAUGCCAUGGCGAGCCUGAUUGUACUGUCGCCGCUGGUUUCGAUGCCGUUCCUCGGCCACCCGCUGUCUUCCACCCUCGUUUACAUUUGGUCUCGCCGCAACCCCGACACCAGGCUUAGUUUCCUUGGACUGCUGGUUUUCACGGCGCCGUACCUGCCAUGGGUGCUGAUGGCCUUUAGCCUGUUCAUGCACGGUACCGUACCGAGGGAUGAGAUCAUGGGCGUCGUGAUCGGUCACAUCUGGUACUUUUUCAACGACGUGUAUCCACCCUUGCACAAUGGUUCCAGGCCCUUGGACCCCCCAGGCUGGUGGAGGCGCUUGUUUGAAGGCCGCAGGUCGGAGGAUGAUUCCGUCACGGAUGUCAACGACAUCGUGGGUGCGGCAGGAAGAGAUGUCGCUGCCGUCAAUGUGUUCUAGCAAUUGAGAAUGAGAGCGUCUCUUUUUCUUUUUCUUCUCUCAAUUUCCAUUUCUACGGCUGUAUGAAGACAGUUCACUAGGUUUCAAUGCAAGCCUAUCAUCAUGUAUAUAGAACUCCAAAGUGUACGUUCUCUACUAAUGCAGCGAAGUACAUCUGACGAACAAAGC
Molecule: messenger RNA, 1072 nt
Organism: Trichoderma reesei QM6a
Lineage: Eukaryota; Fungi; Ascomycota; Sordariomycetes; Hypocreales; Hypocreaceae
Product: ER membrane protein
Exons: 2
Coding region: 167-904 (245 amino acids)
Biological process (GO): endoplasmic reticulum unfolded protein response
Cellular component (GO): Hrd1p ubiquitin ligase ERAD-L complex; endoplasmic reticulum membrane
Molecular function (GO): ubiquitin-specific protease binding; misfolded protein binding
Source: RefSeq, a predicted model, not a curated record